AUGGUGCUUCCAACUGCUCUCCUAGCUGCUUUAGCUGCUACCCCAUUUGUUGGGGCUAUUUUGCCUAUCCAUACUAGAGGUGACAGAUUUAUUUUGCCCUCUUAUCCUAGCAACAGUACCGAUGAGAAUUCGGUGUUUUACAUUAAGGGUAUUGAUUACCAACCUGGUGGUUCAUCGUCGUAUGACCCAUCAUCCGGUAAAGAUCUGUUAUCAGAUGAGUCGAUCUGUGCUAGAGAUGCGUUCGUUUUCCAACAAUUAGGCAUCAACACCAUUAGAAUUUACUCUUUGAAUCCUGACGUUAAUCAUGACAAGUGCAUGACUAUUUUGAACAACGCUGGUAUCUAUGUGAUCUUGGAUGUUAACUCGGGUGAAUACGGUGAGAGUUUGAACAGAGCUGAUCCAAGUGGCUCAUACAAGGGCUUCUACUUGGAGCGUGUUUUCAAGUUCAUUGAGGCUUUCAAAGACUAUCCAAAUGUUUUGGGUUUCUUUUCUGGGAAUGAGGUGAUUAACGAUGAUUCAAACUAUGCCAGUAUCGAUCCACCUUACAUCAGAGCUGUUCAAAGAGACAUAAAGCAGUACAUCAGUAAGCAUUCCAACAGAACCAUCCCUGUUGGGUACUCUGCUGCUGAUAACACAGAUCUAAGAUUGGCUACUUACGACUAUUUGCAAUGUAACGCCUUGAACGGUUCUCGAGUGGAUCAAAAUUUGGAUAUCUCUAGAUCUGACUUCUUUGGCUUAAACACUUAUGAAUGGUGCUCUGGCUCUUCUGAUUGGACUUCGUCUGGCUACGAUAAACUAGAAAGUGGUUUCAAGAAUGGUACUAUUCCAGCCAUUUUCUCCGAAUUUGGAUGCAACAAGAACUCCCCAAGAACAUUUGACGAAGUUUCCGAAGGUUUAUAUGACGGUUUAUUGGACACUUUCUCUGGUGGUUUGGUUUAUGAAUACUCUCAAGAAGGUAACAAUUAUGGUUUGGUUAAGAUUGACGAUGACGGUAACAUUGAGUAUUUGAAGGACUUUGAUAAUUUGAAGAGCCAAUACCAAAAGGUCAAGCUACCAGACACUAAGGAAAACAAUGUAACUGAAAGCAAAACCUCUGUUUGUAAUGCAAGCAAGAUCAAGAGUGACAAUUCACAAUUUGGAGUUAACAACUUUACAAUCCCAGAGCAACCUUCCGAUAUCGCUGACAUGAUCAAAAACGGUGUUCAAACUAACAACACAGGAAAGAUUUUAACUGAUUACACUCCUCCAACUACUCUAAAAUACACUAUCAAGGAUUCUAAUGGUUCAGAGGUCUCUGCAACUAUCACGUACCCAUCUUCCAACACUAUCAACGGUAUCAGCACUUCUACUUCAGCAACUUCUUCAGCAACAUCUGAAACCAAAUCUAAAUCCUCUGCUACUUCUUCUAGUGCUCAUUCAUCUUCGAAAAGUAAAGGUGACGCUGCUGGAUCUGUUGCAGUAAACACUGGGUUGAUGGCUAUUGUAGCAGGUGUUAUUUCAGCAUUAUUGUAA
This is a messenger RNA of Kluyveromyces marxianus DMKU3-1042, 1512 nucleotides long. It is a transcript of the gene GAS3, whose product is annotated as putative 1,3-beta-glucanosyltransferase. Gene Ontology annotation, cellular component: cytoplasm; fungal-type cell wall. The transcript has a single exon. The record is from RefSeq and is a predicted model, not a curated record. NCBI's taxonomy places the organism in Eukaryota, Fungi, Ascomycota, Saccharomycetes, Saccharomycetales, Saccharomycetaceae. Gene Ontology annotation, biological process: fungal-type cell wall (1->3)-beta-D-glucan biosynthetic process. Bases 1 to 1512 code for a protein of 503 amino acids.